CAGAGUACAUGUAUGUUUAGUUAUCAACUGGAUAGACACGUUGACUGGACACGACGGCAUUUAAUUUUCCUUACGUCGAAGAUGUUGCGUAAGUUACUUGCGGUUAAUAAUAAAUCAUGAACGAUUCUUUGUCGAAAAGAAACAUUUAUCGGAAUGUACGGAAAAUAGCUUUGCUGUGCGUUGCUUGGUAUUCAUUGAGUGCACUUGGAAACAUUAUUGGCAAAGUUGUUUUAACAGAUUUUCCAUUCCCAACCACUGUAUCACUGUCCCAUUCAGCUGCUGUUAUACUUUUACUUGGUCCCGUGUUAAACAAAUGGAAGAUUCCACCCAGAAUUCCAAUAAAAAAAAGAUAUUACUUUUAUGUUAUUAUUCCUCUUGCUAUCGGCAAAGUGUUGGCUUCGGUUUCAUCACAAAUCAGCAUUUAUAAAGUUCCUUUGUCAUAUUCUCACACAGUAAAAGCUUCGAUGCCAAUAUUCACCGUCCUAUUAACUCGUUGUUUGUUCAAUCAGAAACAAUCAUGGCAAGUUUACUUUUCUUUAUUACCGAUUGUAUGCGGCAUUGCAGUGGCAACCAUCACCGAAUUAUCUUUCAACCUCAUUGGUCUGUUCACCUCUUUAUUCGCAACUGUCAACUUUUCGCUACAAAAUAUUUAUUCCAAGAAAGUUAUGCAAGAUACACGCAUCCACCAUCUGCACUUACUACAAUUACUUGGUUAUCUUUCAUUUAUUCUUACAAUUCCUGUGUGGUUGUUUACAGAUGUAAGGCAAUGGUUUGCUCAAGAAAACCAAAUCAACAGGACCAAGAUGUAUCAACCCUUCACCAUAUUCUUGCUGCUAUGUUUGGAUGCUGUUUGUAACUUCGGGCAGAACAUGGUUGCGUUUACCGUCGUAUCGUUGAUCUCCCCAUUGUCUUACUCUGUCGCGAACGCAACUAAACGAAUCGUGGUGAUCAGCGCUUCACUUGUUGCACUGCGGAACCCGGUUACGUUGACGAACAUUGCUGGGAUGUUGGUCGCUAUUGCUGGAGUGCUUUGUUAUAACAAGUGAGAACCAUGGUUCGGCUCGUCCAACCGUCACCACUAUCCUGCUCUCAUUUCACUCAAAACUUUAGUUCAAAGACCCAACUUUCAGAUCUUCGUUCGUCUUCCUGAUUUGCCAUCAAGUUAUUUUAAGUAGGGCUUCUGACCGCUUCGCUACACCCGCUCUGCUCUACUAUCUACUCACGGUUUGGAAUUAAUGUUUUAAACGCAGCGCUGAAUGCAUAGUGAGUACAUCACAUGCAAUAUUCGCGGACUCUAGAUAACGGAUAUCCAACCCCGCUUGGAGAUCCUCAGAUAACCUACCGACCCCACCAUGUCUGCAUCUUUGUUUCAUCUUUGCUAACAAUGACAACCACCCAACAUGCUGUGGUGACGUCACGAUCAUUAUUCACUGGUGGUCUAAUCAGCGUAGUUCUUAGUUACGGUUCUUCGAGUUCAUAAUCUUCCUGUAUUUGAUAUACCUUGCCAACGAUUCUUAUAAGAUGUCGCAAACCUCUUACGACUUAUAGUUUUUGAAAACAAUGUUGUACGGUUCUGCAUUUUGAAUUUAUUAUGCCGCAAAUAGACUCAGAUAUACAUAGCG
This is a messenger RNA of Ciona intestinalis (vase tunicate), 1622 nucleotides long. Its product is annotated as solute carrier family 35 member E1. NCBI's taxonomy places the organism in Eukaryota, Metazoa, Chordata, Ascidiacea, Phlebobranchia, Cionidae. The record is from RefSeq and is a predicted model, not a curated record.